This is a messenger RNA of Poecilia reticulata (guppy), 1340 nucleotides long. RefSeq names its product microtubule-associated protein, RP/EB family, member 1b (gene mapre1b). The record is from RefSeq and is a predicted model, not a curated record. Lineage: Eukaryota; Metazoa; Chordata; Actinopteri; Cyprinodontiformes; Poeciliidae. Gene Ontology annotation, molecular function: microtubule binding.
UUGACGUCAUCUGCUGCRCUGUUCCUCUGUGUUCUUCCGCUGCCGGUAGAUUGAACGUGAAACAUCUAAAGAAAAAAAAAGCAGAAGUGGCACCUCCGGUCCCAGUAAACAAAGAUUUUUGUCUUUUGUUGGUAUUCGGAACCACAGCGGAAAUAACUAAAGACCAUCGAGUCCACAGAAGUGUAAACUCUGACCAGUUAAAGGUGAGCCAGGAUGGCUGUGAAUGUUUAUGCGACGUCAGUGACCAGCGACAACCUGAGUCGGCACGACAUGCUGGUGUGGAUCAACGAGUCUCUCCAGAUGAACCUCACCAAGAUAGAAAUGUUGUGUACAGGCGCCGUCUACUGCCAGUUCAUGGACAUGCUGUUCCCCGGAUCCGUGCCUCUGAAGAAAGUCAAAUUCGGCGCCAAGUUGGAGCACGAAUACAUCCACAACUUCAAGCUUCUGCAAGUGGGUUUCAAGAAGAUGGGCGUGGAUAAAAUAAUCCCAGUCGACAAACUGGUGAAGGGGAAGUUCCAGGAUAACUUUGAGUUCGUCCAGUGGUUUAAGAAAUUCUUCGACGCCAACUACGAUGGGAAGGAGUACGACCCGGUGGCGAUGAGGCAGGGCCAGGAGACCAUGCCCAUGAACAGUCCCGCCACGUCCGCRCUCAACAAGCUCCCCAAGAAGACCCUCAACCAAGCUACCCAGAAGCCUCCAGUGGCAAAAGUUGCUCCCAAGUUGGCUCCUGCUGGGACCCGAAAACCGGGGAUGGGAGGCGGCGAUGAAGAGAGGGCGGAGCUUAUUAAUGAGAUAGAGAUUCUGAAAACUACCAUUCAGGACAUGGAGAAGGAAAGAGACUUUUAUUUUGGUAAGUUGAGGAACAUUGAGCUGAUUUGCCAGGAGAAAGAAGGCGAAGGCGACCCGACGCUGCAGCGGAUCGUCGACAUCCUGUACGCCACAGACGAGGGUUUCGUAAUACCGGACGCCGAAGAGCAGGAGGAGUUUUAAUCCGAGCGUCUCCUCCACCUUAUCAAGCCAAGGCGGUUUGGUGUCGCCAAGCCCUCUAUAAUCAACGAAGCCUCUGUCUCCAGAACCAGAACCCGACCCCCGGYGCUGCCCUGUAAUCCAGUCCUUCCCAGAACCAGACCUGCGUCGGGAAACACCUGAUUUUCACUCCGGACUCCAGUGUAAAAAGCAUAAACGAUGUUGUCUGUCUGUGUGUGUGUGUGUGUGUUUAAAAGCCUGUUGGAUGCAAAUGAAGAAACUCGUCCUGACGACCCGGUCGACCCGCCGGCGCUUUUCUCCAAACUAACCCUGAAUGUUUAGUUUCUGACCAUAAAACUGAGUUUCAUGUUGUA